Schistocerca piceifrons (Central American locust) is the source of this 2702-nucleotide messenger RNA. RefSeq names its product DNA-binding protein P3A2 (gene ewg). Lineage: Eukaryota; Metazoa; Arthropoda; Insecta; Orthoptera; Acrididae. Gene Ontology annotation, molecular function: DNA-binding transcription factor activity, RNA polymerase II-specific; RNA polymerase II cis-regulatory region sequence-specific DNA binding. Gene Ontology annotation, cellular component: nucleus. The record is from RefSeq and is a predicted model, not a curated record. Gene Ontology annotation, biological process: regulation of transcription by RNA polymerase II.
AAUUUAGGGUGGCCAUAUUUCAGUUUAUCCCUGUCUGUCCUCAAAUAUGGGCUUAUCAACCCCCUUGAACAGACAAGACGAGAUACUCAGUGUAUCACUUCGGUAGUGAUAUUCUCAGGGAGGUUGUGAACCAUGACAGAUUGUAAUGUGAACUAGAAGAUAUUCAUAUUCUUAUGACACACUUCGGAAUAAAUUCCAUUUCGAGACCUUGUGCAAAGUAAGGUGCCAUGUUUCUCAGUUUCAUGUGGCUAAUAAUUCUAUGCUGAUAUGAACUACCAGAAUGGACUGACACUGUAACAUGUUAGAACUGGUAAAGCAGUUACUGAGAGAUAUCUGGAGUCUGCAAUGAAUGCACAGACAGCAGAUUCGCUGACUGUGCUGCAUGGUGCAGACACAGCACAUGCUCACGCUGUAGUUACUGAUGAGGAAGAUGACGACGGAUGUCCAUCUUCCCCAGGCUCUAGCACGCAAUAUGUCGAAGGCGGUGACUUGAUGGCCGCUGCUAUGAAUGAUGAGGUGACAGCGCAGCUCGCCGCAGCAGGUUGGCAAAAGACACACGGCCCUGUGGGAGUAGCAGCAGCAGCGGCCAUAGUAUCGGCUAAGAAACGCAAACGACCACACUCGUUUGAGACCAAUCCCUCAAUUAGGAAGAGGCAGCAGAAUAGAUUGCUUCGAAAGUUACGGCAAACAAUCGAUGAAUUUGCGACGAGGGUAGGACAGCAGGCUGUUGUAGUUGUAGCAACGCCUGGCAAGCCCCAAAACAGCUUCAAAGUGUUUGGGGCUAAACCACUAGAAGAUGUGAUGAGGAACAUCCGCACAAUGAUAAUGGAUGAAUUGGAAUCUGCGUUAGCACAACAAGCUCCACCACCCGUCCAAGAAGACCCGUCGCUGUAUGAAUUACCUCCACUUAUCAUCGACGGUAUCCCUACGCCUGUUGAAAAGAUGACUCAAGCACAACUGCGAGCCUUCAUUCCUCUGAUGCUCAAAUAUUCGACAGGGCGUGGGAAACCAGGGUGGGGUCGUGAGUCGACGAGACCUCCUUGGUGGCCCAAGGAACUGCCUUGGGCAAAUGUGCGUAUGGAUGCGCGCACAGAGGAUGAGAAGCAAAAGUGCCGCAAUUUGCAGAUAUCGUGGACACAUGCUCUGCGCCAAAUAGUCAUCAACUGCUACAAGUACCAUGGGAGGGAAGAUCUGCUCCCUGCAUUCAGUGAGGAUGAAGAGGCCAACGGGACUGUGACAGCGGUCGUUUCUGGCAGCUCUUCUAGUAACACUGGCUCAGCAUCACUUGUGGGCACUGCUGCUACCAGUACUGGUACUGCGACCAUUGUGGGAACAGCGAAUAGGAGUUCAGUGUCUGCUGCAACACAGGCAACAGUGACAGCGCAGUAUGCUCCAGCAGUUCUGCAGACAAUUAGCAAUGCAGAUGGUACAGUCUCCAUCAUCCAGGUGGACCCAAAUAAUCCUAUCAUCACAUUACCUGAUGGUACAACUGCACAAGUCCAGAGUGUCACGGCUCUGGCUGAAGUUGGCCCAGGUCAAGGUGAAAAUGUGGCUGUGGACCUUAACAGUGUAACAGAAGCCACUCUUAAUCAGGAUGGCCAGAUAAUUCUUACUGCAGAGGAUGGUCAUGGUUAUCCAGUAUCAGUCUCUGGAAUGAUAACUGUGCCAGUCACUGGAUCAAUGUAUCAAACUGUGGUGGCAAAUCUACAACACCUCCAUCCACAAGGGGAGCCAGGUAGUUUGCAGGGUGAAGACCGUCUGUUCCAGGUGGUGACACCAAUGGUACAGGUACCAAAGGCAGAGCCAGGGGGUGAUGCAUCUGCUGCCACAGAGGUGGAGGCUAUCACAGUAACGCCCCAGCAAUUGCUGGGACCACACCAGCUAGUUAGUGUCCCUGGUGAACCACAGCUACUGCAGGUUCUGUCUCUGAAAGAGAGCCCACCAACUCCAGAUACCUAUGCAGGGGCACCAAGUGCAGGAAUCAGCUUCACCCCCAUUAGUGAUGAAGAAACUUGCACAGGAUAGAGUAGCAUAGAGAGCUACAUCAAACCAGUCUGUGGACUGAAGACCGCAACAACAACAACAUUAGAAUUGUGAUCAACUGACUGCAUUUAUUUUUUGAUGAUUUUAUUUUUUUUUAUUUAGGACCUAAAAAAAAACUACGGUGGUACAUGGUAUCACCACAGCACCUUUGUGAAGUAUUAAUAUUGUGGUGUAAAUGGACUUCCCACUUCCCUUUUGUGAGCUGUUGUGUUGCUAUAACACGUAAAAAAAGUAAUGAACAGUGUUUUCUGUUUUUAUUUUGUUUUCUUUCACUUUAUUUUAAAAAUGUUUGUUACCAGUGUUAGUUAGCUUACCACAAUGUGAAAACAAUCCUUGAAACUUUAUCACACAGUAAAGAUAUGAGCUGAUACCGGUCAAAAUAUUGUAUACUGCAGAAGCGAAGCAAUGUGUUCUGGCAACAAUAGUGAUCCCAUGGCAAACAAAGUGGCUAUUGCACCAGUUUUCAUACGCCUACUACCAUAAAUGACGGAUCAAUUUUGUUGUAAGCAUACUUUCCAAUGACCAUUAAAAAACACUGUUGCUUGGUGGGAUGUAUACUUCCCACAGUCCUGAAGGCUAUAAUUCACAACAAACAGAAACUACAGCAGGUGCAGUGGACUGCCACUAGAUGCCAGGAGCAUAACACAUAUUCCCUUAAA